Messenger RNA from Morchella importuna, 2598 nucleotides. RefSeq lists its product as uncharacterized. The transcript is spliced from 24 exons. The record is from RefSeq and is a predicted model, not a curated record. NCBI's taxonomy places the organism in Eukaryota, Fungi, Ascomycota, Pezizomycetes, Pezizales, Morchellaceae. Bases 1 to 2598 code for a protein of 865 amino acids. Gene Ontology annotation, biological process: transmembrane transport; L-threonine metabolic process. Gene Ontology annotation, molecular function: ATP binding; homoserine kinase activity; transmembrane transporter activity.
AUGGCAGCGACAUGGGGUGGUGCUCCAUCUAUCAGAGGUCCCACCGAUUCAGUGCGGAUGAUACUAUUGACGAUAUGCCUAACUGGUGUUCAAUUAGUAUGGAGUGUUGAGAUGUCAUAUUGUGCCCCUUACCUCUUGUCACUCGUUGGUGCCAUUGCCGAUAGGUCACGGUCACGGUGGGGAAGGAGGCGACCAUUAAUGGUUAUCGGGAGUGUCGUCGUUGCAGUUGCACUACUAAUUUUGGGCUGGACUAGAGAGAUCAGUACAUUUUUCUUCGGAGAAGGCGAUGCAACCAAUACUAUUGUUAUUAUUCUUGCAAUUAUGGCACUAGCUUUGGUGGAUUUUGCUGUGAAUGCCGUGCAGGCAUGUUGUAGAGCACUUAUUGUUGAUACUCUCCCGAUUCCUCAGCAACAACACGGAAGUGCAUGGGCUAGUAGGAUGAUCGCAGUCGGCAACAUUGCUGGCUAUUUUGCGGGCACAGUCGACCUUAAGGCGAUAUUUGGUACUUCUUUGGGUGAUAGUCAGUUUAAACAACUCAUGGGCCUUGCCGCAUUUUGGCUGUUGUUCUGCAUCCUUGUCACCUGUUUUUGCGUAGAUGAAAGAGUACUUUUGAAUAGACGGAGCUCCGAUGAGAAAUCAUCCACCAUUCAAGUAUUUGUCCUGAUAUGGAGAACCUCGUGGCAUCUUCCAAAAGGUAUCUGGGAUAUGUGUGUAGUUUUGUUUUGGGCAUGGAUAGGCUGGUUUCCAUUCAUGGUUUAUAGCACAACAUUCGUGGGUGAGGUCCUCAAACGAUAUGAUGCGGCAGCUCAAGAAAGUUUGCAAUCGUCUACGGAUGUUGUCGGCGAUAUUGCAAGAGUCGGUAAAAAAUCCUGGGAACGGUUCACUGGCCAAUUUUCUAGAAUCCAUGAUACCUUUCAAACCAAGUUUAGCAACUGCAUGGAUUGUGGAGUGGCCUGGUCUUUAAUGACUUGGGCUCCUUUUAGUAUUGUUGGGGAAGAGAUUAAUCGACUCAAUAUUUGUGGGCCGGCCAACAGUUAUCGUCCUCAGAGAUUAAGUGGAGCAUAUGGGCCUCUAAACCAUCACCGGAAUUUCGAAUAUGAUGAAGACGUAGAGAUGGAGGAAGCGACAGAAAACCCUAUACCUAGUGAUACCACUCUAACAACAGUGAAUCCAGAAGUCGGUUCUGAUGACCUUGCAGGAGUUUAUCUCGGAAUUCUGAAUGUGUUUGCAUGUCUGCCGCAAUUUGUCGGUUCAUUUAUAUCUUUUGUUGUAUUUUCAAUACUGGAGCCGGGACUAAGUCCCGAAUUCACGGAAGGAGAUGUCGGGCCUCCAAGGGUCGGUAUAAAUGCUAUUGCGAAAGAUAAGAAGAUCUUUGCCCUCCGCUAUCCCUUGGACGCAAGGGAUACCAAAUGUGAGAUCGUGUCGGGAGCUUCCACUUCACAUAACAGGAAUAAACCCCUCAAACAAUUUAGGAAGGGGAUUGAGGCACACGUUUUCAGUGACGACAAGCUUUCAGACAUUAGAGGAGAUUCUUUUGUUUCUGGAGAUAUGAUUACUAUCAAGGUUCCUUGCUCCUCAGCCAACAUUGGUCCCGGUUUCGACGUAGUUGGUCUAUCCCUCUCCAUCUGGCUCGAGCUUCAAGUCACAAUUAAGGCCACGACCACCUCUUCGCACCCCGUCAAUUGCCAAAUUACAUACGAAGGCGAAGGCGCCGAUCACGUCCCGUUAAAUGCAGAGCACAAUCUUAUCACCCGCACUGCGCUCUACGUCCUGAAAUGUCACUCGAAACGUGCUUUCCCGAGCGAAACACAUGUGCAUAUCGUUAACCCAAUCCCACUCGGUCGUGGUCUCGGUUCUUCUGGUGCGGCUGUUGUUGCAGGUGUGCUGCUCGGCAAUGCGGUUGGCGAACUCGGUCUCAGUAAAGAUAGAAUGAUGGACUAUUGCCUGAUGAUUGAACGCCAUCCAGACAACGUUAUGGCAGCCAUGUAUGGUGGAUUCGUAGGCAGCUAUCUAAAGGAACUCGACCCUGCGGACAUGGAGCGAAAAGAGAUACCGCUGGCAGAGGUCCUGCCGGAGCCUGCUGGAGGUGUGGAUACGGGCUUGAAACCCCCCGAGCCACCACUCGGGAUUGGACACUAUAUAAAGUUUGGUUGGGCGCGGGAGAUCAAGGCAAUUGCUAUUAUCCCUCAAUUUGAGGUUUCUACUGCGACAGCCAGAAGUGUGCUGCCAGUGAAUUAUAGCAGAGCAGAUUUGAUUUUUAAUCUGCAAAGACUUGCGGUACUUACCACAGCGCUGACCAGGUCUCCCCCUGAUGCGGAACUCAUCUUCCAAGCCAUGCAGGAUAAGGUACAUCAGCCGUACCGUAAAGGGCUGAUCCCCGGGCUACCUGGAAUCCUGGCUUCAGUUACUCCCCAGUCCCACCCGGGUCUCCUCGGGAUUUGUCUCUCAGGAGCUGGCCCCACCAUAUUGGCGCUGGCCACCGAAAACUUUGAGAACAUCGCGAAUGAGAUUCUGACAAAGUUCAAGCAAGAUGGGAUCACUUGUGACUGGAAGGUGUUGGAGCCUGCUUAUGACGGUGCCCAGGUCAUAAAUUCAUGA